UGUCAAUUAUUUUGUGCAAGAAGGUAGCCAUUCUUUCACCUAUUCAGGUACUAUGGGGAAAGAGCAAGACCUUCUACAAGCUGCAAAAACUGGAAAUGUCGCACACAUCGAGAAGAUUCUCGGUAAUAAGACAAGGAAGUCUGGAAUUCAAAGUUUGAUGAGCAGGACCGUCAACCCUAAUCAUCAAGACGAACUUGGAUACACUCCGCUUCAUUAUGCAGCAUUAAAUGGUCACAGGUCAUCAGCUGAGCUUCUUUUAAAAUAUGAUGCUUCAACAAACAUUCCAGAUACUUCUGGAAACUACCCCCUUCAUUUGGCAGCAUGGAAUGGCCAUGCUGAUGUGGCUAAAGUGCUCAUAAACACAGGACCAUCAAGAGCUAAUGUCAAUGAACAGAAUGAUACAGAGGACACAGCUUUACAUUCUGCCUCUCAGUUUGGGCAAAGUCUUGUUGUAGCUGUUUUACUUGAGAAUCAUGCAGAUCCUCGUAUUCGAAACAGUCGUCAGGAAUCGCCACUUGAUUUAGCAGCACAGUAUGGUCGAAUGGAAGCUGUGAAGCAGUUGUUGAACUAUCAUCCUGAUCUCCUUGAAGAUGGAAAUAUGGUUAGAACGCACACCCCUCUUCAUCUUGCUGCAAGAAACGGCCAUAUAAAUGUGGUGUCAUAUUUCCUUAGUUGUGGAAUGGAUGUCAAUAUAUCGGGUACAUCUGGAACAGCCCUUCAUGAAGCAGCACUGUAUGGCAAAGUGGAUGUGGUUAAUCUUCUUCUACAGUGUGGGAUUGAUGUCACUGUUGUGGAUGGCAACAACAAAACAGUGUUGGACCUUUUAGCAUCACACCCUUCUGGAAGAACAAGGGAGAUAAAAGAACUAAUAUACGCCUCCAGCCUCAAAGAGCCUGUUUCUUAUUUAAGGCGGCAAAACACUGAGUUUAAACCAAGUACAAGAAACUCAGCAAGGACAUCAGACACAUUUCCUGGGUUCCCCGAGCGUCCUAAGUCAAUGGCUGUUUCCAGGAGUUCAACCUAUAAACCUGUUCCACGUCAGACAGGUUUGGAUCCAAAUGCCCUUCGAAGAUCAGGGACUUACGAUGCUGUGCCUACCCAACGAACGAGACAGGAGUCAUUUGAGCAGCCAACUUAUGAUCAGGUACCACCAGCUAAAGCUGCGUCUGCAAGACACACUACUGACUGGACUCAAUAUGAAGAAGUAGGGUCCAGACCUCCAAUCAAUAACAAUUUGACGUUUGCUGGUGAAGGGUACACCCUAUUGGGUUUCCCUGAGCAACCUGCCACAGACGCACCACCCGCGUUAAGUUCCCAGGAGAUCACUGUUGGUUACACUCUUGUGGGACUUCCAGGCAACCUUAGUGCAGUCACUAAUGGUAAAUGCCCACUGCGACCAGGCAGUACCUAUGCCAAAGUGCGGAAAGAAGGUGAGCCCAUUGUCUCGCCUUGGACAGGGCCUCCUUCUCAAAUACCGGCGGGCAUAGCUAGCAUAGACAAUCCUGACUAUUGUUUGGUUGGUGAGACCACCCGUCCACAUUCACAGUCGCAGAACCAAAGUGGAGGCACUUAUGACCUUGUUAAUCUGCCAUCAGGACCGAAACCUGAUGUAAACCAACAUGACAGUGUCUAUGAAGUCCCCCCUGCAACAUUAAGGGGAAAAGGCAAUGGUCAGGAGGAGAAUGGCCCUCCCGUUCAAGUCUCCUCUAGAGUUCCAAGGGGUCAGUCGUUUGAUAUGUACGAAAACACCAGGAUUGGAAAUCAGCCGGUCAAUCAGCCGGUCAAUCACCCAAGACAGGAAGCGACUAAUUACGACUUUGUGUCCCUCCCACCACGAAAAGCUACAAUGGAACAGCCCUCUUACGACAUAGUUCCUCCACUGAGUCGAACAUCUGAGAAUCAGCGAGGUAGCCCGGAGGUGAGCUCCUCUGCUGCAGGUGGUACGACUCUAACAAACCGAUCCUGCCCCUUGGAUGCACCAGGGUACGAGAUUGUACAACCACGAAACCUAAGCUCUUUCGCUGGCGACUCAGCGCCUGAAAUGAAACCCUUUGCUUCUCUGCCUGGGUAUGAACCCAUGCUCCCACCCCAAGAUGAGGGAUACGAAAAGCUGGGCCCUCCAAUUGACAUCCAACAGCAGCUAAGCAGCCGUGGAGACUAUGAAACCCUUGCCAUGGUAGGUCCUCAAAAAACAGGGUCUCAGACAGAACCAGCGCGAGUGACCCAGCAACGGACCAGCGCAGUGAACAUUCCUGGCUCGUCAUCUCUGUAUGAGGUGCCCCCGUCUAUGGUGUCUCCCGUGUAUGAAAUUGCACCAUCUCCACGAAACGUACCUCCGCUUCCCCCUCGACCAGCACAGCCAACCCCUCCGACCCAACCCCCAGUUAACUUUGGAGUUCAGUGGAUCGAGAAGGAACCGGAACAAGCUCAGCCUAAGCUCCCCCCACGGAGAAUGAAUGAAUAUUGCGACUGGCACUCGCUCAAGAAACAAGAUCCCACGUCACCUGAGAGGCCCCCUAAGUCUGGGGCCUACGAAAUAGUGCGCCUUGAGGGCUCAUCAGAGGUAGGAACGGUAGACUUGGACAAAAUGCGGUGGAGAGAAAGUCGUGGUUCUGGGGGAGACUAUUGUACACUGUCACCUUCGGCCGUAGGACCUGGCGAAACUCUAAACAGAGACAGCAUUGCUUCCAGCGAGAUGUCGAAUAUGUCAGAACCUACAAUGACACCGCCAUUUUCUCCUCCGUCGCCAAACACUGCUGAAGCCUCAGUAUUUGAUGUUUUCGGAUCGUUACAAUCCUCAGAUAUGACGACAAUUCCGGAGGCUCCCGAAGUUGUACAAGAUCAACCACGACCCCCCCGACCCAUUCCACGCAAAAGGACCAAACCGAAACUUCUUCCCCGCAACGACAGUUUGCACGAUGAAGAUUACGCAUCUCCACAGGGGGAACCUACGAGAGCUGAAAGCAGUACUGUUUCUUUUGAGAGGAGUCAAGACCCGUUUAGUUUUCCUCCUGCAAUGGCUUCCGCGCAAGAGAUGGACAGCCCGAAAAACAGUGAUUUUGCCGAGCUACAUAAGCGCUUUUCGCCGCAUUCUUCGCGCGAAAAUAUCUUUUCUGAUGUGAACGCUGCACUCGGUGGAGAGCGGCAAGAGCCCGACGGAGCCGAAACUCAAACUGAUGCGAGGCCUUCGCCGUUGGUUUAUGAAAAUGUGUUGUUUAGACGAAGCGAUGAAGUAAACAAGAACUCGCCGGGUGAAACCCGCGAGAAUGGAACUGUUGCGAAGAAAGAUGAUUCUGUUGAGAGGCCUGAUUCAUAUAGGUUAAGCACAUUGUCAGCGGAUAGCCCCAUGGACGAGAGAGAGGAAUGGGAAAAGAUCGAAGCCUUCCUGUCUUCAAUAUCUCAGAUUGAUAUGCCUCAGACUUUAGAGCUACAGAUCGCUGAUGCAGGCAAGGCAGACACUGUAGCGGGCUGGCUGAAGGCACUGGAUCUUGAUCAGUACGAGUCGUGUCUGGUGGCCAAUGGAUUUGACAAUAUCAUGUUCUUGAAUGGGGUUCUUGAAGAUGAUGAUCUUAUGGAUAUAGGAAUUGUGGACUUUAACCACAGAAGAACCAUCAUGGAAGCGGUGAAGACCUUAAAACCCUGUCCCCGGCUCAACGACCCUGCGUCAGCAAAGCCUGAGAGUUUGGAGGACUGGUUAGAGCUUCUGAGUCUCUCUGAGUACUAUGAUGUGUUUCAACACAAUGGUUUUACCUAUAUGGAGAGAAUACACAGGCUAUGGGAAGUGGAGCUAACGUCGGUUCUGGAAAUAAACUCUCUCGGUCAUCGGAAACGAAUCAUGGCUUCAUUAAAAAAGGAAGCGAAGAAAAAAGAAAGAGAAGAACCAUUAGAAAACACAAAGCUUGAAGACAGUAGUGCUGCUCUCGAAGUACAGUUAGCGGAGCUCAAAAUGUACUGCCCAGAUGAGAAACCGCCGACCAUAACAACCGCCGGAGCAACAACCGAAGAUGACCUGCUGGCGGCUGCCGAAGAGUUGAUGACUGGUCCUGAAAAGGCGAAUGAAAGGAAGUCAAAGGAAAAUGGGUCUAUGAAGUGGAAACACGAACCCUCAAUGUUGAUAGAUGGAAGUGUAAAUUAUAGUACUCUGUAUCUCGGGUCGCAUGCAGUUAAAACAAUCACGGGGUUGCAGUCUACCGUUGAAGCCUCCCGUAAAAUGAGACUGUCUACAGCCAAGCUUCAGAAAAUUCCCUCAGUGAUGCUUUCAGUGUCCGUAAAAGGAAUUAAGUUCAUUGAUGCAAGGUCAAAGAUAAUGGUCAGUAAUCACGACAUCAGAAACAUAUCGUACAUCACACAGGAUCCAGAAGACAGAACAGUAUUUGCUUAUAUCGCCAGAGACGCUAAGACAAACAGCCAUUACUGUCACGUGUUCAGAAUGGAUAACAUGACUAUGUCAGAUGAUAUUACUAUGACGAUAGGACAAGCUUUUGAGCUUGCCUUCAGUCGCUUCAAGCAGUCUUAAAAACGCCAACUGGAAUGGUGACAAGAUGGAUGAUCUGCCAAAACAGAUCGUCAAGCCCAGCGGAAUAGAUCCAUUCAUUCGUCUUGCAUCAUUAAAAUUCAAGUAUCGUACGCGGAAGAGAAAAGGGACUUAAUUUUAUGACAGUGUUUAAAAAGGUCAAAAUCGGCUACUUUUACCGAGAAGCUGGUUAUAAUAUACUUCUAGCGUGACAUGGCGUAUUUAGCAUUGCGUGACAAGAUGCCUGAUAGUGCCAUAGUUGAGCGUCACGCAAAUAACAGCUGCAAACAAGGAAAUGUUCGCGUGCCUUAAGGCUGUUUCUUUUGAUGAAGACAAAUUGUUUGCAUGAAAAAGUUCAACGUUCUCUUUCAAAUGACUUAGUAGAAGAGUUGUGCAUGCCACAUGUAUUCGCUUCAAUUGAGUGAUUGUGUUUCUAAGCCGUUUGAUUGGCUGGGACUGGACGAAAUCGUUACAUAGGGGU
This is a messenger RNA of Pocillopora verrucosa, 4994 nucleotides long. RefSeq names its product ankyrin repeat and sterile alpha motif domain-containing protein 1B. Gene Ontology annotation, cellular component: cytosol. Gene Ontology annotation, molecular function: protein binding. The record is from RefSeq and is a predicted model, not a curated record. NCBI's taxonomy places the organism in Eukaryota, Metazoa, Cnidaria, Anthozoa, Scleractinia, Pocilloporidae.